Messenger RNA from Punctularia strigosozonata HHB-11173 SS5, 2706 nucleotides. RefSeq names its product beta-glucosidase. The coding region runs from base 1 to 2706 and encodes 901 amino acids. NCBI's taxonomy places the organism in Eukaryota, Fungi, Basidiomycota, Agaricomycetes, Corticiales, Punctulariaceae. Gene Ontology annotation, molecular function: beta-glucosidase activity. Gene Ontology annotation, biological process: glucan catabolic process. The transcript is spliced from 15 exons. The record is from RefSeq and is a predicted model, not a curated record.
AUGAAGUUGCUCGCGACCUUCGUCGCCCUUGCCCUCUCCCUGCCCGCUCUUGGCGACCUGACCACUGGCAUACCCGACGCGGCCCCAGCAGGCUUUGAAGAGUGGGAGAGUCCCAUUGUCCAACCGGCAAAAAACGUGACCGGAGAUGGCGAUUGGGCAAGCGCUGUCGCCAGAGCCAAGGCGUUCGUGUCCAAACUCACCUUGGAGGAGAAAAUUAACGUCACGACCGGUAUCGACGUCGAAGGCCGCUGUGUCGGCAACACUGGAACGAUCCCGAGGUUCGGUUGGAACGGUCUCUGUCUGGAAGAUUCGCCUCUCGGUGUUCGACUCGCGGAUCUCGUCAGCGCUUUCCCCGCUGGUAUUAAUGUAGCGAUGACCUGGGAUAAAAAUUUGAUGUACGCCCGCGGUAAAGCAAUGGGCCAAGAGCACAGGGGAAAAGGCGUCAAUGUCGCCCUUGGUCCCAUGACUAACCUUGGUCGUGUGGCCGCCGGUGGUCGCAACUGGGAAGGCUUUGGUGCCGAUCCAUACCUUGCUGGUGUCGCCUCGGCGCAAACUACCAAGGGCUACCAGGACGUCGGCGUUAUUGCUUGCGUCAAGCACUACAUCGGCAAUGAACAAGAGCACUUCCGAGGAGGAUCGGAGGCCCCCCAGGUCUAUUCGUCCAACGUGGGCGACAAAACCCUGCACGAGCUCUAUCUCUGGCCAUUUGCUGAGGCCGUCAACGCUGGUGUUGGUAGCGUGAUGUGCUCGUACAACAAAAUCAAUCAGACGCAAUCUUGCCAAAACAGCAAGCUCAUCAACGGCGUCCUUAAGGAGGAACUUGACUUCCAGGGCUUCGUGCUCAGUGAUUGGGCUGCUCUCAUUAACGGCGUGCAACCGGCCUUGGCGGGAACGGACAUGAACAUGCCCGGAUUCACAGCUUACGGCCAGGGUCCGCAGGACGAGGAGAACCCCGACAACACCACCAACUCGUGGUGGGGCUCUGCUUUGAUCGAGUCGGUCAAGAACGGCAGCGUUCCCGAAUGGCGAGUGGACGACAUGGUGGUCAGGACAUUCGCCGCAUACUACAAGAUGGGCCAGGACCGGAACUACCCACCGGUCAGCUUCAGCCAGCUCACUGAACAGACCUACCUCAACGGCGUCAAAGUGAACGAACACGUCAACGUUCAGGGCGAUCAUUACAAAGUCAUCCGCGAGAUCGGCGGCGCCAGCACCGUGCUUCUCAAGAACAAGGGAGCGCUUCCUCUGAGCUUGAACAAGAUUAAGCGUAUCGGUAUCUUCGGUUCCGACGCGGGACCCAAUCCUGACGGGCCCAAUGGAUGCUCGGACCGUGGCUGCGAUCAAGGCACCCUCGCGAUGGGAUGGGGAAGCGGGACUGCUAACUUCCCGUACCUCAUCGACCCGUCCGCUGCCAUCAACGCCUACGUCAAUGCGAACAAACCGACGAUCCCGGUUGAAGCCGUUUUGAACGACUUCAACUACGCUCAAGUCGCCGACGUUGCUGCGGUGGCCGACACCUGUCUUGUGUUCACGAAUGCCAUGUCCGGAGAAGGGUACAUCACUGUGGACACCAAUGCUGGAGAUCGCAAUAACCUCACGCUCUGGCAUGCCGGAGACGCUCUCAUCAAUGCCACGGCCUCCCAGUGCAGCAACACUAUCGUCAUCAUGCACGCCGUUGGCCCCGUCCUGGUGGAGGCCUGGAUCGACCAUCCCAAUGUCACUGCCGUGCUUUACGCCGGCCUGCCCGGUCAGGAGACGGGCAACGCCAUCGUCGACGUACUCUUUGGCACUGUGAACCCCAGCGGACGCCUCCCGCACACCAUCGCAAAAUCUCGAUCUGACUACCCCGCGGACGUACUGUACACCAGUUCGAUGGAGACGCCUCAAAUCACGUACGAAGAGGGCGUCAACAUCGACUACAGGCACUUUGACGCCGCCGGCAUCACUCCACGAUUCGAGUUCGGAUUUGGUUUGAGCUACACGACGUUCGCCUACAGCGGGUUGCGCAUCUCCGGUUCCGUGCACAAGAGAGGCGUGCGUUCGGCCGUUUCCUCCGCUGCGUCCAGCGUCUCCGCCUCCGCUUCGCUGUCCACCGUCGCGUCGUCUUCCCUUGCUUCCGCCACGUCGAGCCUAUUCUCCAGCGCAUCGACCUUAUCGGCUUCCAGCGCUCCCUUGUCCUCAUCUGCAGCAUCUUCCGCCGCUUCCGCCACGAUCACAGCGUCUGCCUCGUCCAAUGCCUCAGUUUCCAUCUCCGCUUCCGGUUCCUUCUCCCUGAAUGCGACGUCAUCGGCCUCGUUGAAUGCCACUUCCAGCAUCUCCUCGAACGCCACCGCGACGGGAUCGGCUCCUCCCGCCAUCUCUUCCCCUGCUCAGACGCACCCAGGCGGUCCCGCCAACCUCUUUGACACUCUUUACACCAUUUCUUACACCGUCUCGAACACGGGCGGCGUUGACGGCAACGAGGUCUCCCAGCUCUACCUAUCUUUCCCAGCCAGCGCGAACGAGCCUCCGCGCGUGCUGCGCGGCUUCGACAGGAGUUUUAUUCGCCGGGGAGGCGCCGCUCAUAUUUCGCUCCCUCUUCGCCGCAAGGACAUCAGUAUCUGGGACGUCGUGUCUCAGAAGUGGGUCAUCCCUAGCGGCACCUUCAAGGUGUCCGUGGGCAGCUCGUCGAGGCAGAUUCACCUGACCGGCACGUUCAACGUCUAG